Messenger RNA from Aedes albopictus (Asian tiger mosquito), 2710 nucleotides. Its product is annotated as sphingomyelin phosphodiesterase 4. Gene Ontology annotation, biological process: ceramide biosynthetic process; glycerophospholipid catabolic process; sphingomyelin catabolic process. The coding region runs from base 183 to 2609 and encodes 808 amino acids. The transcript has 7 exons. Gene Ontology annotation, molecular function: sphingomyelin phosphodiesterase D activity. The record is from RefSeq and is a predicted model, not a curated record. Lineage: Eukaryota; Metazoa; Arthropoda; Insecta; Diptera; Culicidae.
GACAAGCAGGGGCGGCAAGCAACCGGCAGCUGCAGAUGUUGAUUCUCGUUCCGCCGUAGUGGAGUUUGAUUUCUUUUAUGAAUUUCUGUGAAAAUUUGAUGUAAAACUUCAGUAGUGAACCAUUCAAACGCAUUUAUUUACUUCCUGCCACCGAACGGAACAAUACUUCACAAAAAGCAACCAUGGAUUCCUCAGGGGUGUUCGUUCCGAUACAGGCUCGAAUCCUGGAAAUUCUCAGCCUCCCGCCGAUGAUGCGCUGUCCGGAGCUGGGGCUGCUAAUCGACCGUGCCAGUUUGAAGGAACUGCAAGACAUCUACCCGACGCUGAUCAACUCGAUCUUUGGCCUCAACGGGGGAAGCGGAUGGGGCUUCCGGGUCAUGACUCGCGAUACGCACCCGCAUGACUUCGAUGUGCUGUACAACUUUUUCAUACCGAUAGGGGGGCCGAUGUUUCGGAUGUGCUAUCGGUUGCUGAAUGACUCCCUGAAGUACGAGCUUCCGAUUUCGUAUCUUCCUCCUAAAAUGCAACAAGUAAUCGAAAGCGGGCGAUAUUCUGCAUUUUAUAGUGACAUUAUAAACAUAGAUCCGUUCAGAAGACAAGUCGUUUCCUUGUCGCUAAAUGCAUUUGACUAUUUCAUGUUUCACUUUGCCCUGCACGGCACAGUGCCACUGCAACUGUUGCAUCCGACGGCACUCACUCUGGGCAACGAGAAAGCCAAAACCCUUUAUCUUAUACUGACGGCAGAAUACCUUUGCACGUUCCUGCCAAGCCAUCCGGAUUCGGUUGUGCUGCCGCAGAUUGUCAGCGGAACCAUUAAAGUAGCCUCACCGGCGGCUAUUCCGGUGAUGACCCCGACAAAAUCGCCAAAAUAUCUCAUCCUAUCGGCCAUCCACCAUCACACUCCGGCGGCAUCUGCUUCACACCAGCGGUCGGCCAACGCCAGUUCCAUCGAGGCAUCCCGAGCGCACUGUUGGCGCUCGGAAAGUGUCCUCUACAUAUUCGUCGACUGCUGGCUGCGGCUGGACGUAGACGAUUCACGAGAGCUGCCCAGCAAUGAGUUCAUCCGAUGCGUUCGAAUUCUGGUCAAACAGCUGCACGGAUUCGGAAACAGUGCGGAGCUGGACAAUAGUUCAAUGGCACUGUUGCGACAAUCUGCACAACCGCUGAUGAAUGCCCGCAUGUAUGGAUUUUUGAAAUCGUUGAUGGCACGCUGGCCAUUGGAUAGCUCCUUCUCGGACGUCCUGGAACUGUGGCUGAGUUACAUUCAACCAUGGCGGUACACAUUCAACCGAGACCUUAGUCAGAAUGUGGAUCUCCCGAUAACCCCUCGCCAUGAAAGCUUUAUUGCCGACAAUCUGGUCGCCUACACGCAAAUUUUCGUUCAGCUCAUCCCACGAUUCGAAAGAAUGGAUCUGACCACCCUACGGAACGUUUUGAUGUUGUUCCGCUUGCUCAAAGUUUUCGGCCAGGGCAAUCUAAUAGACCUCCUGUGUCAAAACGAAGCCAUUAUGUCCUCGAACAAUAACGUCCCGUUGAACAAUUCCACUUUCAAUGUAUCGACCUCACCGGGGAACCAUUCCGGAGCAUCGAAUCGGAGCGUUGGAAACGUCAGCGGAGGAACUGGGUUGAAUCGUUCUUUCAACUCAAGUGGCAUGACGGGACCCGGAACUCCCGGUAGACCGGGAACGCCAGGGAAUCGCUCAACCGGAGAACCCGCCGACGAUAGUUACAUAUUUCUUUUCGGAGAACUGUUUGCCCUUGCAAUCGAAGAACUGCUGAAAAAGGUUUACGUCUCGAUGCUGGUGGCUAGAGAAAACUUACGCCAAUUGCAACAGGAAAAGGAGAAUCGCUACAAGGGGGUGCUCAAGUAUGUGCACAAAGUGAUUGGGUACUUCGAUCAGGAUCCGGUUUACGCGGCCAUGCUCAGCGAUAGACAGAAAAUUCCGGACAUUUUGGACGUUGCAUUGCAGUUGUUGGCACGAAUGUUUCAGAUACCUCUCACCGAGGAGCUUUUCCAAGGCGCAGCCAUGCAGAUCGACCCGUCCCCGAUGGCCGAUCCAUCCGCCAACAGCACCUGGAACACAUCGAUGGACUCAACGCUCUCCAACCAAUCGAUCCCGCUUACCCCACAGCAGAUGAAACUGCGCAAAAACACCCUUCGCUACACCGGAGAUCCAGCUUUGCUGCCCAUCACCAGCAUGGAGUUCACCUUCUUGGUUCGUUUCCUACACCAGCUUUCGUGUAAGCUGAACCUCAUGUUCGGAGGGGAGAUGAACGACCUCUGGAAUCGGAACGACCUGUGGGGUAAGCUGAGCCGUCAGGUUCUGAGCCCUCCGAUGGUGUCGCAGACGUUCGAUAAAUCCCAAGGAGUUUGUGUGCUCAAACAGGAUAGCUUGGGACCGAGGAUUUGCUUGAGGGUGUUAGCCUCAUACAAAUCCUCUUUCGUGAUAUUGUUCUCGUUCUUUUUGGGCUAUCUACUGUUCAAUGCACCGAGCUACGGAUUCAUGCUGCUCGUUUCAACCACGUUCUUCUAUUUGCUUAUCAAAUCGCUACUCAGCGAUCUGUUUGACGUGCGAACGGAGCCCAGAGUCAUCAACAGAACAGGUUAGUAAGUUUUGUUUCUAUUGUGUAUUUUUUAUAAAGUAUAUAUUAUUUGAAUAUUUUUUACACAUAAUAAAAUAUUCGAGCUGAAUUGCGCUACUACCAGAAA